Molecule: messenger RNA, 3969 nt
Organism: Coregonus clupeaformis (lake whitefish)
Lineage: Eukaryota; Metazoa; Chordata; Actinopteri; Salmoniformes; Salmonidae
Gene: deaf1
Product: DEAF1 transcription factor
Exons: 13
Coding region: 196-1866 (556 amino acids)
Biological process (GO): regulation of transcription by RNA polymerase II
Cellular component (GO): nucleus
Molecular function (GO): DNA binding; DNA-binding transcription factor activity, RNA polymerase II-specific
Source: RefSeq, a predicted model, not a curated record
UGAUCGAAAAGCGUAGAGAACGAACGUAGGACGCCAUUUCUCACCGUUUUAAAAAUAAUUAAAUCCACGUCACAAAUUCAUUGUUUUUAUUCCAGUGCAUGAGCGGUUUAUGCACAGCACAAUAUAAUCGGGUGGGUGCCAUAUUCUCCGAUUAUUUCUCGGUCAAAUUCGGCGUAAAUCGUUAGACAUAGGAAAAUGGACGAGACGGACUCGGCAACGAAGGGACUUGCGUUGGACGAGGAGUCCAUAGACGCUGCCGGUGAGCCAGUGGAGGAGGGGGUGGAUUCGGAUACUGAGUCGGAGGCCGAAGUCACCACGAUGACAGUAAUGGGAGAACCGGGCAACAUCGAGAUUGGAGCCGAGUCCUUGCCGAACUCUGACGAUGCCGAGACAGCUUUUGCAGAAGUCACAACAGUCACUGUGGGGGAUGUCCAAGCAGCCGAGGACAAUGUGUUCACCGCCACCAUGGCCACCUCAGCCUCCAUACCAGAGCAUGUUCUUACUGGCAGGACCACCCUACAGAUUGGCGACGGUCUCAAUCCCCAGAAGGCCACUCUGAUAGUGGUUCACACUGAUGGGAGCAUAGUGGACGCAACAGGACUGAAGAACGCUGCAGCCGCCAUGACCUCUGGCCCCCAGACUCCCUCCACCCCAAUGAACCCAGGGCAGGAGAAAGAUGGCUCCAAGUACAACUGGGACCCGUCUGUGUACAACAACGAGCUGCCAGUGCGCUGCAGGAACACCAGCGGCAUGCUGUACAAGAACAGACUGGGCUCAGGCGGAAAGGGACGCUGCAUCAAGCACAGCAGCCACUGGUACACGCCCACUGAGUUUGAGGGCAUGUCUGGCCGGGCGAGCAGCAAGGACUGGAAGAGAAGCAUCCGCUAUGCAGGCCGUCCCCUGCAGUGCCUAAUCCAGGAGCGCAUCCUCAACCCCCACGCCGCGUCCUGUACUUGUGCGGCCUGCUGUGACGACCUCUCGUCGUGUACCAAGGAUAGUCCAUCUUACGCAGGGGAGAACAUUAAUAUGACUGGCCCGGUCAGGCUGUUUGUCCCUUACAAGAGACGCAAGAAGGAGAACGAGCAGCCGACCACUCCAGAGAAGAAGGACCUCCCACUCCCACCGCCCAAGAACAUCACACUGGCACCGGGGGCAACAUUCACAGUAUCUCCGUCAGGCCAGAUCACCACGUCAGGGACCCUGACCUUCGACCGGACGUCUCCCGGGGACUCCACAGCCCUUCUCUCUGAGGGCACGGCACAGGGCGAGGUCUUCACCAGCUCAGAAGGUACCUACAUGUUGACAGCGAUCCCGGCCCUGGCCAUGGCCCCCCAGGCCAAGAUGGUGUCUCCAUCCUCCUCCCCCUCCCUGGGGCUGGUGAACGGAGGGCUGGAGGUGUCUGGGGUUGGGGAGGGCCAGAGGACCUGGCUUUACCUGGAGGAGACGGCCAACAGCCUGCUAAGCACGGUGCAGCAGCUCAAGGCCCUGAUCGACCAGGCCAAGCAGGCCUGCCACUGCCAGGCAGGCCAGGACGCCUUCAACCAGGACAAGGUCCACGGCAGCAGGAAGGAGUGUACACUCACCCAGCCCUUCCAGAGUCAGAUAUCAUUCCAGCACCCAGAUGACCCAGAGGGGAAGAGAGGCUCAGAAAUCACUGAGAUCAUCAUCAAGCAAAUGUGUGUGAACUGUGGACGGGAGGCCAUGAGCCAAUGCACAGGAUGCCACAAGGUCAACUACUGUUCUACCUUCUGUCAGAGAAAGGACUGGAAGGAGCACCAGCACAACUGCUGCCAGACCGGUGGGGGUGUGGCUGUUCAGGAGGAGGUGCCCAUGUCAACCAUAGACAUGGACAAAGUCAAGAUCUAGCAGGUACAGACACCCAAAACAAACUCUGUAAAAACAGAAAAGAUGUGUCCUGGAAACCAGACGAUUAUUGAAUGACUGUACGUUUCAAGUGUAGUCCACUACCCCGGUUAACCAGGGUUUAAAAACACACUGAAUGCCUGUUGCUGAAGAAAGACUAUUGCUCUAACAAUACAUGUAUUUAUUGUUUAUUUGUUUAUGUAUUACGUUGGCUCUGUCCUAUGUUGAAUGGAGCAGGACAGGCAGGUAUACGACAGUAGGUUCUAUAUAAAACACACAAUGACAAAUCAAUGACCAUGUCGAUUGUCCUCUUGCUUAUUCCCAGUGACUGCCUGCUGUGAGAGAUUAAGUGAUGUAAUGACCUAAAUAAUUCUGCAAAGUCACAUUGAUAUGUAAUGACUCUACUGAGAAUGUCACACAACUUGUCAUUUGACAGAUUUUCAAUAUAACUUGCAAAAAACCUGCAAACUGAAAAUGCAUUUCAAACCUGUGUUUGACUGGGUGUAAAUAUAUUUUCAUUACAUUGCAACACAUUAUCAAUACAGUCAAUGCAUUUUCAACACAUCUUUCAUUUGUACAUUUCCACAAGGAAAUUGGCUUGAGAUAGUGAAUGAACUUUGCCCUGAGUCAGGAGGUCAUGCAGGGCGAGAGUUGUCUGACACGUAGGCAACUGCCAUCCACCCACCCACUGUCUCUGUAGGCUUCAUUGUUAAGUGUGUUACUGCCAUGGUUAUUAUUUAAUGGAUGGUGGACGUUAGUGAGAUUAUUGGAGCUUUUCUCAGUGAUAGCUGUCAACUGCCACACAGCUGCACUGAUGUGGAUUAAUCCACUGGAUUACAACUGUCAGGUGACUGGGGGAGGGGAGGAUGUGUGUGCUGUGCUUCAUAUCUUUCUGUGAAGACCAACUGGUAUACACACCAUCACUACUCACCGGAGAACUGGUAUGAAAAACUAGGGUCAAUUUGAGCAACGGCUACCCGUCCAAAAGAGGGUCCAUUACAUUGAUAAAUUGAGACUCCUGUUGAGGGAUUGGAAGAGUUUUGAGACCCACAAUGACCUACCCAACUUUCUGGGGGAGUCCUCCUGACUUCCUGUGGCCUCUGGAGGCAGUAAUCACAACCAGGCUUUUUGGGGAUGAAAGGUUAACGUUAUCCAGUAUAUGACUUUGACAGGUACGUCCAUUCCAAUGUUUCAGAUACAGAGGUCAUUCAUGUUCUCUUGUGAGGUCACAUCGACACAUGCUGUGGUCACCAAUGAGUUCUCUCACUCUCCCCUUAUGUUCCUCGUUUAGUUAUAUUAGAGAACUAACCAAAUAGAAUGACUCCUGGAAGAAAACAUUUCCUUAUGCAAGGGAGCACUGCACAAUGACCUCAGCCUCAGCUCUCCAACACUGAGCAGACAGCCUUGUCUUGUCUGGCAUUGUAAUCCCUGCAUCUGUCAAACUCACACGUCACUCUCCUUAUCGGGCAUGAAAUGACUGCUACCGUGGCUGCCCAACCACCGCUGGGCUGAGCCUGAGUCGAGGGCACAGGGAGGGAGAGAGGGAGGAAAUGAACAGUGGUUCUAAUCUGAUGCCCUGGACUGAGAGCCACUCCGUUGUAUUUGUCCCAUUUGGUAUAUUUGACAAGGACUUCAGCUGCAAGGAAGGGGACAAGGAGGAAGAGAAAGGGGGAGGAAAUUGCAGAUGGGCCCAUAUGGAUGAAUGACAGUGUGGCGAGAAGAAUACCUUCUACCCACCUCCACCUCUACCCCCCUCCACCUCCCACCUCCAUGGAUGAUGUGUAAGCCCUCUACAAUGUUUUCCCUUCUCCUGUCCCUCCCCUCUAACCCCCUAAUGCUUUUCUCAAGGUAGAUGUGUUUUUUUUCGUGGAACGUUGCACACCUUAAAAGCACCCAAGCCAGGAGCAUAAAUCGAAAUGGCUUAUGAGAAACCUGACCAGAGGAAAUAACCCUGAAAGACACUACUACUAUUGGGUCGUUUGGCACUGUUAUUUGGGUCCUUCAAUGGAUGGGGGUCAGAUUGGGCAGACAUUCCCCCCUUUUUUUUUUUAUGGGGGUAGAUCAGCUUAAUAUUGCAGAUAGAUUGUAACUUCCAUCAAUGUAAUU